AUGAAACUCAUCAAGCAAGUGAAAGGAAAUGGUAAUAACUCUGAGCAAAUCACUCUUCUUCCUCAGGAUAAAGAAGAUUUGUUCAGUCUUUAUAACGUCAUAAAUACGGACGACGAAUUGAUCUUUAAAAAGCUUGUGACAGACAAGGUUGAUAGCUCAGGAAAGAAAAAAAACACUGAUCUCGUUAGAUUACGCUUAAAAGUUGUUUCUUCUGAGUUUGAACCUCAACAUGAAUUUUUAAGAUACAAAGGAGUCACCACGGAAGAUGACACCGGCAAAGCCAACAUCGAUGUUCCAACUGGCAAAUUCUUCAGUUUUACAAUAAACUAUAAAUAUCCUUUCACUUUGAUUAAGGAGGAUUAUAAUACUUUUGUGGCCAAGCAACUGAAGGAUGCUUGUACCCCAGAAAGUCGUUCGGAUAUUGCUGCUGUUUGCUUGCAGGAGGGGAUUUCUCACAUAUGUUUAUUGAGUUCUUUCAGUACGAUAUUGAAGAACAAAAUCGAGUACAGCCUACCGAAGAAAAAGAGAAGCACUGAUGCUGCAAAAUUCGAUGAAAAAAUCGAGAAAUUCUACAAAGGGACGUACGAAUCUAUGAAAAGACAUUUCGAGUUUGAGAAACUCAAAGUUAUCAUUUUAUGCUCGCCAGGUUUUUAUGCCAAAAAUCUUUUCGAUAAAGUGAUGCAGUACGCACAGGAAGAUAAUAAUAAAAUAAUACUGAACGCUAGGCCAAGAUUUUUGGUAGCUCACUGUUCUACAGGUUAUCUGCAGGGGAUAAGUGAAGUCUUGAAAAACCCAGCAUAUGUUUCCAGGCUUCAAGACGCCAGGAACUCAAAGGAAGCGCUAAUCAUGGAUGAGUUCCUACAACACCUUAACAAUGAUGAUUUCAAGGCGUGGUAUGGUCAGGCAGAGGUGGCGAAAGCUUCCGAAAUGGGUGCGAUUGAUACACUACUUAUCACUGACGGGUUGCUACGCGCGAACGACAUCAAAGUAAGGAAAAGCAGCGUGGAUCUUACCCAAGCGGUGGAAAAAGCUGGUGGGACCGUUUACGUUUUCAGCUCUUUACAUAGCUCGGGUGAGGAGUUAGAGAAACUCACCGGCCUUGCCUGUAUCCUGAAGUUUCCAAUUCCCGAUCUGGACGAUGAUAUAGAGUCGGAUGAUGAUUAA
This is a messenger RNA of Lachancea lanzarotensis, 1164 nucleotides long. Its product is annotated as LALA0S03e09802g1_1. Gene Ontology annotation, cellular component: cytoplasm. Lineage: Eukaryota; Fungi; Ascomycota; Saccharomycetes; Saccharomycetales; Saccharomycetaceae. The record is from RefSeq and is a predicted model, not a curated record. Gene Ontology annotation, biological process: nonfunctional rRNA decay; nuclear-transcribed mRNA catabolic process, no-go decay; ribosome disassembly. Bases 1 to 1164 code for a protein of 387 amino acids. The transcript has a single exon.